AUGUCCUCUCUCGCCACCGCCAUCUUUGGCGACAAUGUCAACCUCUCCAUCGCAUCCCUGCCCUUGACCAUCAUCCUCUCCGCCCUCCCCCACUGGUACACCAUCUACCUCGCCAGCGCCAACAAGGUGCAAGGCGGCUGGACCAACCAAAACCCACGCGCCUUCGUCGCGCGGCUCAAUGCCAAAGCUGCAAGCGGCAAGAAGCUAAGUGACCUCGAGGACACGAUUUUGCGCGGACAGGCCGCACAGCAGAAUGGAUUCGAGUGGUGGGGUAUGUGGGCGGUUGCUGUGGUGUUUGGUUACCUGAUGAAGGAACCGAAGGCGUCGAUGGAUCGAUACACUAUUAUCCACGUUGCGUCGCGUAUUGUGUACAAUAUCCUCUACGUCUCGACGCGCAGAAGGAAGUACAGUUAUCUCCGCACUGCGGCUUUCCAGAUCGGCCUCUACCCGGCCAUGGCUAUCUUUUGCAGGGCAGCCAAAGUGCUGGCUUAA
Molecule: messenger RNA, 492 nt
Organism: Didymosphaeria variabile
Lineage: Eukaryota; Fungi; Ascomycota; Dothideomycetes; Pleosporales; Didymosphaeriaceae
Exons: 2
Coding region: 1-492 (163 amino acids)
Cellular component (GO): membrane
Source: RefSeq, a predicted model, not a curated record